Messenger RNA from Marasmius oreades (fairy-ring Marasmius), 914 nucleotides. RefSeq lists its product as uncharacterized. NCBI's taxonomy places the organism in Eukaryota, Fungi, Basidiomycota, Agaricomycetes, Agaricales, Marasmiaceae. Gene Ontology annotation, cellular component: ESCRT I complex. Gene Ontology annotation, biological process: protein targeting to vacuole; ubiquitin-dependent protein catabolic process via the multivesicular body sorting pathway; protein targeting to membrane. The transcript has 4 exons. The record is from RefSeq and is a predicted model, not a curated record. The coding region runs from base 222 to 632 and encodes 136 amino acids.
CUAUAACUUACCUUACACCGUGACCAUCAUGGCCCAGUCUCCCGAUAUCUCGACGCCAUUCACAAGGGAUUUCCCAGAGCUUGCUUAUUUAUCGUGUGUCUCUUCUUCUCGAGGAGGUCGAAGAUAACAAACCGUUCACUAGGCGAGAAGAUUUGGAGGACCUGCUAUCCGAUCAUACAUACUUCGAGGCUGUAUUUCAUUCCUUACCUCGCGUUAAGGCGAUGUACGACGCUCAAGCGGAGUUGGGUCGUGCAAACGACUCCAUCGCAAAGCAUAAUCUUGCAUUGCAGGACGGGUUAUACGCUUUGCGGUCAGAAACACAGACCGCUUUUGAUCAAGCCAAAGCUUUCGAAGCUCGUUGGAAGGAGGUCGAAAAAGAGCAGCGCGACGUUUACCAGCGAUAUACUCCACAGUUUCUCUUAAUGAGGCUCCGGCACAGCAUCACGGCGCAGGACGAUGCAUCCGAGGCUCUUGUCUCUGCUUUCAAUCAGCAAAAGCCUAACGCAGAUGGAUCCACGAAGGAUGCAGACGAAUUCAUCAAGGAGUUCAAGGAGAUGAGAAAAAUUUACCACAAACGUGCUAUGUGGGAUGACCGGUGGUCCCAAGGACGAGUAGAGUGGAAUGAUGAAUGAUGGAAAGGAUUCUUUUCUGCACAACGCAGUAUCGAUGCCUCAAUAGUUUCUGGUAGCUAUUCCUUGAUAACCUGGUCUUGGGAACAGGGCAUCUAUCCAUACAUGCCUCACAACUUACCAUUGCGUCAGGAGGUAUACGUGACAUCCCUAUGUGCGGGCAGCAACGCUAUCAUAGCCGCUGGUCUACCUGGUUCACGCACACAUCAAGAUCACGUUUGUCAUAGACAUCUUCGAAAGCAUUGUAACAUAUCUCCGUUCUAGAAAUACAACAUGAAACAGCAC